UCGUACGCAACAACAAGCACACGAGCGUUUAAAAAAACACAUAAUUUAUGAUGAAAAUAUGGGGUGCUUUAUCAGUGGAUUUUGUAGCAUGGAGGGGAUUUGUGUACACAUUAUUUUUACUGCAUUUCGUGUUUAUAUGUCAAUUCCUUUUUCUUCAGCCUUUGGUCUCUGCCCUUGAUGGCAAACCAGGUGAUGCUGCUGAGUUGUAUGAGAGAGUUGCGCAUAGUAUUAAGGUGAAACGUUAUAGUGAGGCAAUUAGUGACCUAAAUGCUGCUAUUGAGGCUGACCCGACUCUUUCUGAAGCAUACAGGCAUAGAGCAUCCAUCCUUCGCCAGCUUUGCAGAUACGAGGAAUCAGAGAAAAGUUAUAAAAAGUUUCUGGAUAUUAAACCUGGAAAUUCAGCAGUGGAAAAGGAGCUCUCUCAGUUGUAUCAAUCUCGUGAUGCUCUAGAUACUGCCCUUAAUCUUUUUGAUUCAGGCAAUUUUACAAAGUCAUUGGGAUAUGUGGACAAGGUUGUCCUUGUUUUUUCUCCAGAAUGCUCAAAGGCCAAAGUCCUCAAAGUUAAGCUUUUAUUAGCAGCUAAAGAUUUCUCCAGUGUCAUCUCAGAGACAGGAUUUAUCCUCAAAGAAGAUGAGGAUAAUUUGGAGGCGUUGCAUCUUCGUGGCCGGGCUUACUAUUAUUUAGCUGAUCAUGAUGUUGCUAUAAGGCAUUUCAAGAAAGGUCUCCGUCUCGACCCAGAGCAUAGUGAAUUGAAGAAAGCAUAUUUUGGGGUGAAGAAAUUACUGAAGAAGACUAAAAGUGCAGAAGACAACGAAAAUAGGGGAAAGUUGCGCCUUGCGGUGGAGGACUACAAAGCAGCCCUUGCUUUGGACCCUACUCAUAUUGCCAACAAUGUUAAUCUGCAUCUUGGUUUAUGUAAAGUAUUGGUUAAGCUUGGUAGGGGAAAAGAUGCUGUGAGCAGUUGUACAGAAGCGCUUAGCAUCGAUGGGGAGCUUCUAGAAGCUCUAGUACAGAGGGGUGAGGCCAAACUUUUGGUCGAAGAUUUUGAGGGAGCAGUUUCAGAUCUAAGAGCAGCUUCUGAGAAAUCACCUCAGGAUAGGAAAAUACGUCAAACACUGAUGAAGGCUGAGAAAGCACUAAAGAUUAGCCAGCGGAAAGACUGGUACAAGAUUUUGGGGAUCUCUAAAACAUCAUCUGUAUCAGAGAUUAAGAAGGCCUAUAAGAGGCUUGCAUUACAAUGGCAUCCAGAUAAGAAUGUUGACAAUAGAGAAGAAGCAGAAGCCAAAUUCCGAGACAUCGCUGCAGCUUAUGAGGUUCUUGGCGAUGAAGAAAAGCGUAUGAGAUACGACCAGGGGGAAGAUGUAGAAGGCAUGGGCAUGGGCGGCAGUGGGGGUGGAUUUAAUCCUUUCGGUGGAGGAGGGCAACAAUUUACGUUCCAUUUUGAAGGAGGUUUUCCCGGUGGAGGAUUCCAGUUUUAAUGAAUUUGAAGUUUAUGAUACUUAAUGGCUUCAUUAACAUGUGCAUAUAUUUGUUACUCCUCAUUUACCAACUGCUGUCAGGCACAUGGUAAAAUGUGCAGGGCCAUACUUGGUUGCUAGAAAAUGGGGAUACACCUUCGAGAAAGUUAUACUUGCUGGUACGAGAUUUCAAUUACAUUUACAUGGGAGUAGUUCAAUUUAUGAAUUUAAGCAUACUGUAAUUUUCUCGUGUUUUACACCACAAGUUUCGGUAAUUUAGGCAGAAGUUGAUGCCUAUUUACAGCAGCCAAAUGCCAAUGAAGUACUGGAAUUUUGAAA
Daucus carota subsp. sativus is the source of this 1796-nucleotide messenger RNA. RefSeq names its product dnaJ protein P58IPK homolog. NCBI's taxonomy places the organism in Eukaryota, Viridiplantae, Streptophyta, Magnoliopsida, Apiales, Apiaceae. Bases 48 to 1478 code for a protein of 476 amino acids. Gene Ontology annotation, molecular function: protein binding. Gene Ontology annotation, cellular component: endoplasmic reticulum lumen. The record is from RefSeq and is a predicted model, not a curated record. The transcript is spliced from 9 exons.